Messenger RNA from Struthio camelus australis, 747 nucleotides. NCBI's taxonomy places the organism in Eukaryota, Metazoa, Chordata, Aves, Struthioniformes, Struthionidae. The record is from RefSeq and is a predicted model, not a curated record.
UGUCAUUUGUAGUCCUUGCUGAGAAGCGAUAAAAAGACCUUGAAAUGGAGGAUGAAGAAGGCUACGCGAAACUUCAUUUCAAAGCAAGAAAGAAAAGCUCCAGUGCAGAACUUACGUCUUGUUCCUCAGGCUUGCGGUAUGUCAUUGCACUCUCAGGAUUUUUGAAUGUUCUAUUUCUUGGAGCUGUGAUCGCGCUAUUUCAGCAGUGUGACUUGCAAUCAAGUGACAUGUGGAAGCCCAGAGAAAAUCUUUCUGAAAGUGAUAAUACUUCUGAAGAUGAUCUUCAUGAAAACAGUUUACUCACUGCAUUAAAGGACAACUUAUGCAUGUAUACAAAUGACUCCAGAUGUGAACUCUGCCCCGUCGGCUGGAAGCUACAUUAUGGGAGAUGUUAUUACUACUCAGAAAAUCGUGAUACCUGGAAAAAUAGUAAGGCAUAUUGCUUGGGAAAAAAAUCUGAGCUCCUGGUUAUAGAAGAUGAGGCUGAAAUGUUUUAUAAUAAAAGGAAGGAAGCAAGAAGAAAAAUGUGCUGCCUAUAAAUUGACAGAAGUGCAUGCUGAUAACUGCCAUUCCCUAUAUAAGUGGAUUUGUAAGAAGAGGGCAUUCGUGUUGGCUAUCUAAGAUAUUGUAAAAUGAAAGUGAAAAGGGACUUUGAAGGUUUACAGCAUUUUACAGCAUGUAGGAUAGCUGAUGUAAAAUGAAGGGGAAAAUUGCUGACUUGAAUUUUGAUGAAUUGAUACAUUGUGA